AUGGGGUGGACACAAAGCUUUGCUCUCAAAUCCCUUUAUGAACGCACUCAGCUUGCAGCUUUAAUCAAGACGCAACGCAUCAAUCUUGAAAACAUCUUUAUCGAUGAUGAUCACGAUGGCGUGUUACGCGCUAGUAUCAUCAAGAAAAGCCAAAGGAAGAAAACAGGACGACGAGCGCCAAUGCCUGCCAAUGUUGGCUGGUCCAAGAUUCCCAUUUGGAUGCAACACAACAUGUAUAUUCGAACCGGCUACCGACCACCACUUGGUGAACAUAGCCGUUGUGUCGCAAGUUUAUUUUACAUGCACAAUGAAACAGUCAAUUUCUGGACGCAUUUUGUGGCACUGGUAAUAUUUGUGGGGAUUGCCAUCAAGGUGAUGUUGAAAAGUUACCAAGACUGGGGACAUGGAAUGUCCAUCAUGCCGUUCUUUUGUACGAUGGCCUUCUUAGGAUGCACCAUCAUGUGCCUUACUUGCAGUUGUGGUUAUCAUUGCCUCGCGUCUCAUUCCAAGGAGGUAUCCAUGCAUUGGAAUCGCUUGGAUUACCUCGGCAUUAUAGCAUUACUUGUAACAUCAUACUAUCCCACUACUCACUACCAUAUGUAUUGCCAUCCAGGCUGGCAGGCCUUUUACUUUACUAUCAUUACAUUAGCUGGUCUUUUGACACUAUCCGUUGCUGUUGACGAUCGUUUCCAAAGCGAGCAGUAUUUGUGGAUCCGAAGCCUUUCAUUUCUUGCUCUUGGGAUACUGGGACUGGUGCCAACGUUCCAUAGCACUUUCAUAUUCGAGGCCGAUGUAAUCAACGAUCUCUUGCCUAUUCGUACGUUGAUAUUGUCGGGAUUCGGCUAUGUUGGAGGGCUGAUGAUUUAUGCAUACAAGGUACCAGAGUGUUGGUUUCCAGGGUGCUUUGAUAUAUGGUUUGCAUCGCAUCAGAUCUUCCACGUGAUGGUUUUCAUUGGCAUGACAGCAUUUUACGUUGCGGUAGAACACUCAAGAAGCUUUUGGCUGGAUGAAUCCAAUAUGCAAAUAUGUCAAUCAUUGUGA
Molecule: messenger RNA, 1041 nt
Organism: Lichtheimia ornata
Lineage: Eukaryota; Fungi; Mucoromycota; Mucoromycetes; Mucorales; Lichtheimiaceae
Exons: 8
Coding region: 1-1041 (346 amino acids)
Cellular component (GO): membrane
Molecular function (GO): signaling receptor activity
Source: RefSeq, a predicted model, not a curated record